This is a messenger RNA of Contarinia nasturtii (swede midge), 2005 nucleotides long. RefSeq names its product UDP-glucuronosyltransferase 2C1-like. The transcript has 6 exons. Gene Ontology annotation, molecular function: UDP-glycosyltransferase activity. The record is from RefSeq and is a predicted model, not a curated record. The coding region runs from base 205 to 1788 and encodes 527 amino acids. Lineage: Eukaryota; Metazoa; Arthropoda; Insecta; Diptera; Cecidomyiidae.
UUUCGAUUGUCAUCGUUUACUUUGGCAAACGGUUGCUAGUAGUAGCUUGAAUGCAAUUGUUAACAGAUCGCAGAGCAAUUUCAAAAAUAUUAUUAUUGUCAUUGUAAAAUCGGUUUUAAUUCGUUUACCUAAUUGUUUAAGAGCAAAACACAGCUGUUUUGUGUGAUACAUUUAAAAAUAGGAAAAAGUGAAAUACACCAAAAAAUGAAUGUAGCAUUCAGAAUUUUAAUAACAAUAGGUUUAAUCAAUUCAUCGUUUGUGAGUUGUGAACGAAUAUUAGUGCUGUUCUAUCAUCCUGGUCCGAGUCAUUUUUAUUCACUUUAUCCUCUAUUCAAUGAGCUCGCUAUACGCGGUCACAAUGUGACCGUUUUGACUUACACCCAUGUCAAAGAUGCACACCAAAACUAUAACGAAUUACUGUUAACUGAAAUGCCCGUUAUCAAUGGUUCCAUCACAUACGAUACAAUGUUGCCAUUGGAUCGUAGUUUAUUUACGAUGCAUGCUGAAAUGAAGGAGUUAUAUAAUUUGGCUGAGAUUGAACGAGAAUUGGCAUUAAAAUCACCACGAAUCGAUCAAAUUUUGGCAAUGCAUCGAAAUCAACCAUUUGACAUUGUUUUAGUUGAACAAUUUAUUUCGGAUGUUUUUUUGGGUCUUAUUUACAAAUUAAAUGUGCCAUUCAUUGGAUUUUCUACGUGUGCUCUGCCAUCGUAUUACUAUGAUCAAAUUAAUUUACCGCAUUUUCCAGCAUUCAUACCAUUUGCAUUUUCCGGUUUUUCAUGGGAUAUGAAUUUUUACGAUCGAACCAUCAAUUGGUUGAUCGUUAAAUCAACGAAAUUGAUUUACAAAUUUAUUCAGAUGCGUGACAACGAAGAGAUUCACAAACGUUUUGGCAAUGAUAUUCCGGAUGUAGCUGAGAUUGGUAAAAGAAUCAGUUUGACAUUUGUAAAUCAGCACUAUUCAUAUGCCGGUCCAAAGGCGUAUUCGAAUCAAUUGAUUGAGAUUGGUGGUUUGCACAUAAAACCAUCGAAACCAAUACCACAGCAUUUGAAAGAAGUAUUGGACAAUGCAGAAAAUGGUGUUCUUCUUGUCAGUUGGGGUGGAAAUGUUCGAAGUUCAUCAAUCCCAGAGCAUAUUCAACACGAAUUUGUGAAAGGUUUUGCAAAACUAUCAAUGCAAGUUAUUUGGAAGUGGGAAAAUGCAUCGAUGCAAGAUAUGGUUUCGAAGAAUGUUUACGUAACGCCAUGGCUACCACAACAAGAUAUUUUAUGUCAUCCAAAUGUACGUGUAUUUUGGUCACAUGGAGGUAAUUUGGGAACAAUAGAAACAGUUCAUUGUGGUAAACCAGCCAUUGUAACACCGUUUUAUGGUGACCAAUACUUGAAUGCGGCGGCACUCAACCAACGUGGCAUGGGAUUCAAGAUAGACUUGUUGAAAAUCACCGCCGAUAAUAUUUAUAACAUCGUUCAAAAAGCAUUAGAUCCAAAAGUUGUUGAAGCGGCACAGAAAGUCUCGUACGAACACAGAAAUCGAUUGCGAUCGCCACUCGAAACAGCCGUCUGGUGGGUUGAACACACCAUUGCAACAAGUGGCUUUGAACUUGGCAGGGCAAACACAACUGAUAUGUAUUGGUUCACGUAUCACUCAAUUGAUGUUAUAAUAUUCAUUUUGAUAUCAUUCAUAUCAAUUAUUGUUAUAUUUAAAUUUCUACUCACGCAAAGUUUGAACAUUUUAAUGUAUUGCUGCAGUCGCACGAAAAACGUUUCCAAUCAAACCAAAAAACAAAACUAAAUUUAACCUAAUGUUGAAAUGGAAUGACGUGAAGCAUGCAAUAAUUGAACGACAACAAGGGAAAAAUAUAAGUUAAUUUUUACUUCGCUUCAAAACUCAUUAUGAUAACGAAAAUUCAGUUAUAUUUUAUUUAAAAUAUUGUUCUCUUGUUUUAUGCCGCCCCAGUACCAAAAUACUGUAUUAUAAAUAUAUAAUAAAAAUAUUUAAUCUUUUUGAA